This is a messenger RNA of Culex pipiens pallens (northern house mosquito), 1783 nucleotides long. It is a transcript of the gene Tm2, whose product is annotated as tropomyosin-1. Gene Ontology annotation, biological process: actin filament organization; muscle contraction. The record is from RefSeq and is a predicted model, not a curated record. Gene Ontology annotation, cellular component: actin filament. Lineage: Eukaryota; Metazoa; Arthropoda; Insecta; Diptera; Culicidae. The coding region runs from base 205 to 1059 and encodes 284 amino acids. The transcript has 5 exons. Gene Ontology annotation, molecular function: actin filament binding.
GAAAAGUCACGACGCACCGCCGAUCGUGGCAGGCCGCGUUGUGUUGGUGCCGUCCGAACGCGCGUUUUAGGGUCAAUCGGACGUUUUAACGUAUUGCACUACUCAGUGCUAUCGUGUUUUUAGUCUUGCGAGGAUUUGAGUGAAAGCGCUCAGCUGUUUGAAUUUUUCGUGGACAGGCCGGGGUAAGCAGAAAAUCCAUCCACCAUGGACGCGAUUAAGAAGAAGAUGCAGGCGAUGAAGCUGGAGAAGGACAAUGCCGCCGACAAAGCCGAUACCUGCGAGAACCAGGCCAAGGAGGCCAACAUGCGCGCCGACAAGAUCAUGGAGGAGGUCGCCGACCUGACCAAGCGUCUGGCCCAGGUCACCGAGGACCACGAGAAGUUCAAGAACUCGCUCGAGCAGGCCAACAAGGACCUCGAGGAGAAGGAGAAGAACCUGACCCAGACGGAGGCCAACGUUGCCUCGCUGACCCGCAAGGUCCAGCAGGUUGAGGAGGAUCUGGAGAAGUCGGAGGAGCGCUCGGGCGCCGCCCUGUCCAAGCUGCUGGAGGCCACCCAGUCCGCUGAUGAGAACAACCGUAUGUGCAAGGUGUUGGAGAACCGUUCCCAGCAGGAUGAGGAGCGCAUGGACCAGCUGAGCAACCAGCUCAAGGAAGCCCGUAUGCUCGCUGAGGACGCCGAUACCAAGUCUGAUGAAGUGUCCCGCAAGCUGGCCUUCGUUGAAGACGAGCUGGAAGCCGCUGAGGACCGUGUCAAGUCCGGUGAGGCCAAGAUCAUGGAGCUGGAGGAGGAGUUGAAGGUCGUCGGUAACUCGCUCAAGUCCCUGGAGGUCUCGGAGGAUAAGGCUAACCAGAGAGUGGAGGAAUUCAAGCGCCAGCUCAAGUCCCUCACCAUCAAGCUGAAGGAGGCCGAGACCCGCGCCGAGAACGCCGAGAAGAACGUCAAGAAGCUCCAGAAGGAAGUCGACAGACUAGAAGACAAACUGAUGAGCGAGAAGGACAAGUACAAAGCCAUCUGCGACGACCUGGAUUCCACCUUCGCCGAACUUACCGGAUACUAAUCGCUCAAGACGGCUACUACCGCUAUCAUUACUAUUGUUGCUACUACUUCUACUACUACUACUACUGCUACCAACCACCACCACCACAACCGCCACCAAUACCAGCUUGCCUUAGACCAAAGAUCUGCUCAAAAACAAAAGGAAGAAGAAGAAGACCCGCGCCGGAGUUCCGGUUCGUUUGCAAGUUCCAAUCUCACUUUCUCAUUCUCUCGAUCUCAAUCCGUUCGUGUUUUUCCCGUUUUGCUCCGCGGGUCCGCUCUCCACCCUGUGUGGGACCGAGAGCACGCACGCAUCACCCUGUAUCUGCUCCCAUUUUGAACGUUUUUUGUUUUUAAAAAUGUGAUCUUUAAUUGAGAUUUGAGAAUCAGAUGUUGUAAACUCUAGCAGAUGAAGACGACGAAGAAAUUGUUGUUUUAGACGAAUUGGGCGUCAACAAGGACAGAUACAAGUCCCUGGCCGACGAGAUGGACUCCACCUUUGCCGAGUUGGCCGGAUACUAAGCAUCGACCUAUUUAUAUACGUACAUAUGUAUUGAUUUAGAACUUUUCCUCAACGAGUCCCGCACGCGCCCCCUCGAGAAAAGAAAAACAGGAAACGCACCACAACCAGCUCGAUGCGAACGAAAGAGAAAGAGAGAGAGCAGAAGAAGAAGAAGAAUUAAACGUCACGAACUCCAAAGAUUCGAUUGUUUGAAGAAGAAGAAGAAGAAGUGGUAGAAGAAGAA